Molecule: messenger RNA, 2395 nt
Organism: Scleropages formosus (Asian bonytongue)
Lineage: Eukaryota; Metazoa; Chordata; Actinopteri; Osteoglossiformes; Osteoglossidae
Gene: slain1a
Product: SLAIN motif family, member 1a
Exons: 10
Coding region: 56-1963 (635 amino acids)
Biological process (GO): microtubule nucleation; cytoplasmic microtubule organization; positive regulation of microtubule polymerization
Cellular component (GO): microtubule plus-end
Source: RefSeq, a predicted model, not a curated record
GAGUGUGUGUGUGUGUGUGUGUGUGUGUGUGUGUGUGAGAGUGAGUGUUUCAGCCAUGGAAGCCGCGGUACUGACGCCCCAGAUGAUGGCGGACUGUAACAGUAACAGCACCGCUAACGGCGUGAACGCGGAGCUCGAGGUGAAGAAGCUACAGGAGCUGGUCCGCAAGCUCGAGCGGCAGAACGAGCAGCUGAGGACGCGCGCCAGCGCCGUGACCGGUUGCGCGUCCGCGCCGCGCAUCUUGCAGCGACCCUCCUCCGCCGGCGGCGCGCUUGGAGCUCCCGGCGUGUUCGUGGGAAGCCACUGCUUCCCGAGCGCGGUCCCGAGAGUCCUGUGCUCGUCUCCUUCGGGAUCGCGCAGCGGCAUCUCCGAGGAGCCGUACGCCUGCUUCCAUCCGCACCGUGCGGACGCGGACGCGCGGGACGAGGACGCGCACGGCGGCCUUUCGAAGCCCACGGUCCUGGACGAGGUGGAGUUACUGGAGCUGGACACUUUACUGCCCUGGGAUGAGGAGUCCGAGUACACCUGGCUGUACGUGUCCCCGAAGGCCAAGUCUUGGGCGGACUUCUCCCUCAGCCCAUUGCAGUGGAGCAGACAGGUGCUGGACAGCCCCAGGCCUGAGGUGGAGGCCGCCAAGAGGUCCUUGUCCAACAGACUUGGUCAAGUCCACAGAUGGAGAAGCAUCUCCUCCAGGCCCAUCCUCCCCUAUAGUCCCAUAGCUGGAGUCCCCCCCCUCAGUGUCCCUGUCCGACCGUACACCAAACCUGCACUAACAGAGCGAACAGCAUCAUUUCCCACCUCCAGCCAUUCUCCUCCACCCCACUUGACUCAGACCCCCACUGAGAGGGACUGCUCCGGACUAGCCGAGAGGUCGCCCUCAUUCCUCUCUCACUCAGCCAGUCACAGUUUUAUCCGCAUGCGGGCCCCCCUGAGCCCGGGGUCCUCUGUUGACAGUGAGCUGAGCAUGUCAGAGCUGGAAGAUGACUCCAUCUCCAUGAGCUAUAAGCUGCAAGACCUAACGGAUGUGCAGAUCAUGGCCCGCUUGCAAGAGGAGAGCCUGCGGCAGGACUAUGCCACCACCUCAGCUUCAGCCAGUCGCCGCAGCUCCGGCAUCUCCCUGCACUCGGGCCGCCGGGCAACGUCUAGCGAGCUGGACUUGGAGGCUGACGAGGAAUGUGACCAGCUGCCCCCGCCUCAAGCCCGCCUAGGCCGUGCGGGGCUUUUGCAGCGUGGCCUGCCUCAGUCGCAAACCUUCUCCAGCGUAAGAGAAUGCCGCCGCAGCCCCUCGGCCCCGCAGUGCCUCAGCAGCCUCUCCCAGCAGCAGUACUCGGGCGCCAUCACACCCAGCUACGCCCCAGAUGCCCAGAGCGCCAGGCUUGGCGCAGGAUCUUCCAUUUGGAAUCAAGCUGAGUAUGACAAUAAACUGCGGAGAAGCAUGCCUAAUUUGGUGCGGGCUCCCAGCAUGCCCUGCGUGCCCAGUGUGCCCAGUGUGCCCAGCAUGACCAGCGUCUCUAGCCCCGCCAGCCAUGCCACCUCGCCAUCCUCAAUCCGCAACAGCCAAAGCUUUGACUCGUCCAGCGGCUUGGCCAGGCUGCACAGCUCAAUUCCAUCUCCAGGUCCCCUGCAGCAGCGUGUCCACAGCGUGGGCAACUUCCCGGUGUCUCCGCGUCAACCUCUCAAAGCCACAGCUUACGUGAGCCCCACCGUGCAGGGCCCCCCUGCUGUGUCCUCCUCCCUCAACCAGCACUCCGCCCCCAGCAGUGGCAUUCCCCUUCCCAGCAAGCCGGGGACCCCCUCCCCGGGAGGCCGUAGUGGCCUGCCCCGGCCGGCCUCGACCAUUGGAACCAGCGCCAAUCCCCGCAGUAAAAUCGCCCAGCCGGCACGCAGCUUACUCACACCCCCAAAGAGCCUCUCCACCCUCAGUGCUCUCCGGGAGGGAAGCUGGAGAGAUGGGUGCUACUGAUGGGACGAUGGAGCCUGGGAUCCAAGGCAGUCAACAACAUUCGCAGCCCAGCUGGCUGGGUCUGCCUGCUGCGUCACAAAGUGUUCUUGAAAUAGACGGGCACUGGGGAUCUGGCACGGAAAGCCCCGGAGCCUGGUUCUCCCUCAAGGGCUUCUGUGAUACUCAGUCAGUGGAAACAUGGAAUGGUGUGAAUAAUAUGCACUGCAAUAAUACUGUCCUUAAUUCAAUUUUUCAACUUUCCUGUCAGAUUUUUAAAGCAAAAUAUUUUAGCCAAAAAACUGGAUUUGGAGCAUAUGAGAAGCUGACUCUUAACUGAUUAAAUUAUUUUGCCAUGAUUUUUCUAACCAUGAUAACUGAACAGUGAAUGUCUGCAGUUACAACUAAGUUGCGUGUGAAAUACUGAAAUCUUAAAAAAAAAAAAAAAAAAAGAAA